UGAAUACACGUGCGGUAGGUCAUGUAUGUGUGAUACCACGACUACCAGUAAAGAAGUCAUUCACAAUCUGAGAAGACUACGAGUCAUCCAGCUGAGACAGAAUGACAAGUGGGAGAAGAGAAAAUAGGCAGAAAAUCGUCUUUUAUACAAAGUUACUGUGGAAUAUUUAGUACUCAGAAAACUACAUUUCAGAAAAUCCAGUGCAUUUAUAAGACGUUCAUUCCAAUCCGUCUGUGAUGAGUGAGUCCAGUACAGGUUUUCCGAUUCCCCGUGCUGUGAAGAGAGAGAGAGAGAGAGAGAGAGAGAGAGAGAGAGAGAGAGAGAGAGAGAGAGAGAGAGAGAGAGAGAGAGAGAGAGAGAGAGAGAGAGAGAGAGAGAGAGAGAGAGAGAGCGCAGCAUUGAGGCUGCAGGAAGUGUACCUUCGCAUGACAGCGCUCCACACAAGCGGCGUUUCGCGUAUACCUGGACAUCGCGCAGCUAAACAGCACGCACACGGCGUUUCCAAACUGAAGCAAGGUAUUAGUGGACUGGAAUCACAUUGGAACAACGCCAUACCGCAACCAAAAACAUCAAGGAAAACGUGUGGACUAAAAUCAAGAAGAACGAGAAGAAACGAGCAUUAUCUUCUGACAGACAGUCAGCAGCAGCCGUGCACAGAGACACAGUACAAAAUCCCUAUUGUGCAAAACAGAGGGCUCGUGUAAUAAUAUAUGUAUUGAUUUUUUUUUUUUUUUUUUUAAGAACAGAUGUAAAUUCCAUGCAACGCAGCCGGUCCAAAGCAGUGAGACCACUGCACAGGGUUUUAUUACUGUUACAAGCAGCGAUUCUAAUACCCCACAGUAUAUGAACGGCUGUCUGUGAGGAGGAUGUGCCAUGUGUUAAUGUGCGGAAUAAAGGUGCUACUGUUAUCACUGUUAUUCCAGGGGGCCUGGGCGACACGGGUCCACAGCCAGUUGUCUUAAGGAUGUCACGCCGGAGCACUGAAUUUGUUCUGGAGCGAGACAGGUGCGACCGCACUGAGGAUUAGCGGAAGAAAACCGAGGCGGGUACCUUGGAAUUUAAACCAUCCGGGUCCAAAGACCCCAGCAUUUCGGAUUUGACUUCAGGAGGAAUAAGGUGUGCGCACGUCGUGCAGAAGUGCCGUGGAUCAUCGCUGUGCGCUGGGCUCGCCUCGCUGCCACUUCUCUGUCGAGUCGCUUUCCUGCUGCCAUGACAACGCAAGCCCCACCCCUGCUCCUGCUCACCCUGCUGCUCCGAUUGGCUGACUCUGCUUUCCCUGAACAAACACAGCCACUGAGCACAGUCCCUGUGGGAGCUGUCAGACAGUACCCUGUGUUUGUGGGUCGAUCGCAGGGCUCGGUUCUGAGGCAGGAGCCCCUCCAUAUCCAGAGGAUUCUGCAGGUGAACCGCACUCUCUACAUCGGAGCCAGAGAUGACCUGUACCGUGUGGAUCUGGAUGUGCUGGUGGGGGAGGAGAUGUUUUACAGCAGGAAGCACACCUGGAAAUCAAACCAGAAUGACAUCAGAGUCUGCAGGAUGAAAGGCAAACAUGAGGUAAGCUAAUCCAAGGUUAGCGCUGGCCAUAAAUGUUGUGUUUGAGGAGGCGAGAGUGUUCUCACAGCUCAGUGAGUGAAUGAUCAGGUUCCUGACUGGAGGGCUUCAGCUGGAUUUCUGCCACACUGUUUUCACCCUGUGUGUUUGUUUCGCUAUAGUGUGAGAAAUGCGUCAGGAUAGAGCCGGGUGUCAAAGGGACCGGCCCUGGCGUCUUUCUUUCUUUCUUUCUCAGAGAA
Molecule: messenger RNA, 1790 nt
Organism: Acipenser ruthenus (sterlet)
Lineage: Eukaryota; Metazoa; Chordata; Actinopteri; Acipenseriformes; Acipenseridae
Product: semaphorin-6B-like
Exons: 5
Coding region: 1210-1563 (117 amino acids)
Molecular function (GO): protein binding
Source: RefSeq, a predicted model, not a curated record